Molecule: messenger RNA, 2337 nt
Organism: Cladocopium goreaui
Lineage: Eukaryota; Dinophyceae; Suessiales; Symbiodiniaceae
Source: the annotation of a GenBank genome assembly
AUGGCAGUGCGCUUUGCUUCCGUGCUUGCCUGUGGCUUCCUGCUGACUGCCCUGGCAGUCCGACCAUCGUUGGAGCAUCACCACCAUGACAAGAAUGCACAUGUGAAGGACAUGCAUGUUCACCAGAACUUGAAAUCCAAGAGUGGCGAGGAGAAGAAAUGCUGUGCAAAUUGGGUUGACGAUGAGAAGAUUGAGUACUGCUGGGCCACGACAUCAUGCUUGGAAUGGGGCCAGAACAGUGACGACAGAGACUACAGCACCGUGGACGACGACCACUGCAAAGCCGCAAGUGAUUGCGCGUGGGGUCUGGAGCUUUCGCGGACGCAGCAUUCUGCAACCAACUUGGGCCUUGGGGUCAUGCAUCUGGGGCCGGAGGCCCUGGAACCCGCACGGAGGUGCCCGGUGGGUGGUUUCAUCCUUGCGAAAGAUGUCAACCUGGGGUCAAAAGCUCGAUCAUUCCGCAGCUUGCAGUGCCUCAGACACUCGCAUGCCACAAAGAUUGAAAGAGCCAUGGGCCGUAGUUUGCCAGAGAUCCAUGCGGAGCUGCGAGCAGCUCUCGAGGGAGCUCCUCCUCCGCAGGGUCGUGAUUGGCUCGAGCGGAUCAAUACAGCACAAGAGUUCGUCAGAAGUCUGAACUUCGAAGAUGCAGAUAUUGUAUCAAUCAAGGAUUUCGCUGUCGCAUGUGUCCAGAAGUGGAAUCAUGACCAUCUUGAAUUUAACAGGCAGUUGGGCUUAGAGUGCGGCAUAGAGGGAGCUCAGGCAAUGGCACACCAGCUCGGAUGUCUCUUGGAACCGACUCAAGAGGAAUUACUUCCUCCGGAUGAGCCAACAGAUUGGCGGAUUUGGGAGAUUUUUGCAGCUGCCCAGAUCCAGCAGAGGCAGUUCUGCAUUUUGACUCAGUAUCAGUAUGUGAUGACAUCAAGCUGCAAACUGCCAGAAAACAGUCCCGUGGUACAAGCAAUUCAGAAAUUUCAAGGCCUGCAAGCAUCCUUCCAGCAGGCGCACUCUCACUUGGCCAGCCACAUGCGUAUCAGCUCAGAGCUCGAGACCAAGCUGACCAAUUUUGAGAUAAGACUCAGUCAGUUCCUCGAUCACGGUUCGAUUAACGGUUUGAUCGGCUUGUGCGAACUCUCGAAUUGGGCCACGAUAGUCAAGAAUGUCCAAUGGAUGCAGCUGCGUUGCCAAUGGCUUUCCGCCGAAGCUUCCGAGAUCGCCGCUGAAGUGGCAAAGUGCACUGCCACCUCUGAGGCCGACUCCCGUUCCUGGAGUGUCAUCUCACCAAAUCCAAGUGGUCAGGUGGCUGCCAUGCCACACGACACUGUCGGAGAGCUUGGGAGCGUGGCAUCUGGCUACUCGUUGGGUAGCGAGAGAUCCUACUUGUCGGGAAGUGGUGGCCCACACUGCUUUUUGCCCUCGCACCUCUUCAAGGUUCUCCUGCCUGGAGAGGAAUUUCCUUCCUCGGUAUCAGCAAAGGACCUCCAAAGCGGCACCAAAAUCCUUGCAGCAGAUGGUGUCCCGAUAGAAGUGGUCAAGGUGGAGGAGCAGCAGACCGAUGAACUGCUGGAAUUGGAGAUUGAUCAUGCCUCGCCUUUCACCACGACCCCCAGUCACCGCAUCAUGGUGCCAUCGGAUGGCAAAGACAAGACGGUAAUGGCGAAGGAUCUGAAGCUCGGAAGCUGGAUCAUGUGCAGUGAUCGCAUGGCCAAGAAAUUGAUCGCAAAGAAGGAGUAUCUGGUGGAAGAGCAGAAGGUGCUGGCCAUCACUUUCCAUCCCGACAAGGCAGUGGCUUGCGAGGAGCCGGUGGUCUUGAGCAAGGGCCACCCCACGAAAACCAUGCGCCGGGGCGGCAUGUGCCAGCGAGGUCUUCGGCAGGAGAUGAUGAGCAUUCCAGAUACGGUCUUAGAGACCUACCUGCGGUUUCGUGGCCGACGUUAUGAUCGCCAGCGACAGGAGGAGUUGUGCCAGCCGCGGCGCAUCAAGCCACCUGCAGAUCGCUGGAGCUCAGGACGCAGAGAAGUCCUAGAGAAGGAACAGUUGGAAGAUCUCUUGAAGCGAUUGGCAGGGCCCAAAAGGGGCAAAGCCACCGAUUCUGGGGAGCUCAUCGCCCUGCACUCGUCCAAGCAGGAGCUGGUGCAGCGCCGCGUCCAGGCGAAGGAUGUCGAGGCCACCUUCGCGCGGCUCUCGGCGCCCAAGACGGCGCGCGGGUACGAUCCGACGCCUGGGGAGAAGGUUUGCCUGAUGUACAACCAGACCAGCCAAAGGCAGCGGCCCCGUUUCCAAACCACCUGGGCCACGUCUGUGAAUUUUCUGGCCCUGUGGCAAUUUGAGAUAAUUUGA